Molecule: messenger RNA, 636 nt
Organism: Pestalotiopsis fici W106-1
Lineage: Eukaryota; Fungi; Ascomycota; Sordariomycetes; Amphisphaeriales; Sporocadaceae
Exons: 1
Coding region: 1-636 (211 amino acids)
Source: RefSeq, a predicted model, not a curated record
AUGCCUCACUACAUCGGCUGGACCUCCUUUACCUGCGGGCAUGAGACCUCGGUGAAGGUAUCCACGAUUCAGCAAAUAAAGGAACACUACAACCGCGAGUACCUAUCAUACCAACUUGUGGACACAAGCGGCCGCGAAUAUCAUGCCAGUGCACCUAGACCCUGCAAGAGUUGCUGCCAGAAGCAACAAGGCCAACAGCAGCCGCCUGUGGCCGCAGGGUACGAAAACUUCGCGCACAAGUGGCGGACCGAAUGGGCACCGAAGAUUGCCUCAGUCGAACCCAACGAGGCGGAGAAUCCACCCCUCAAGAAUCUGCUCCAUCACAUCUGCCCUCAUCUGAGGUCGGUGAAUAAUCUCAGGGAGGAGGUCCUCCUGCGACGGGUCAAUAGCCAGCUCAAGCUGGAAGGGGUCAACAUCUCCGAGGAAAUCACUCCGAGCGAUGUCGACCAGGAGACGCGGCAGCGGGUCACGCGCGUAGUCGAGGACCAGCUUCAUAUGCACCGCAACGCCAAGCUCAAGGAGUCGUCUACCGCAUUGCGGGACUCUUCGGUCUUGCAAAAGGCUCAAGUGGCGAGCGCACGUUCAGUCAAGGUGGUCCAGAUGUUGUCGUCGAAACGCGACAGCGUGGCCUGUUGA